Glycine soja is the source of this 1322-nucleotide messenger RNA. Its product is annotated as metalloendoproteinase 4-MMP-like. Gene Ontology annotation, molecular function: zinc ion binding; metalloendopeptidase activity. Bases 130 to 1230 code for a protein of 366 amino acids. NCBI's taxonomy places the organism in Eukaryota, Viridiplantae, Streptophyta, Magnoliopsida, Fabales, Fabaceae. The record is from RefSeq and is a predicted model, not a curated record. Gene Ontology annotation, biological process: proteolysis; collagen catabolic process; extracellular matrix organization. Gene Ontology annotation, cellular component: extracellular matrix. The transcript has a single exon.
UGUUCCAAAAUGGUUAUAAUGAUUAGUUCAUUAAUCCUUCUUCGAUAAAGUUGACUCUAUAUGUAUUGCUUUGCAUCAAAGCUUUCAUCUAUAUAUCCCUCCAAAAUCCACAACCUCUAAGCAACCACCAUGUUCCUUUCAGUCAGAUACUCCUUCACGCUCUUCUUCAUUCUCCUCCUCUUAUCACCUUCACACAUUGCUUCAACAACACCAACACUAGCUCACACACUAACACAAUCAGCCACCAAAAUAGCCAUCACAAACCGCAACAUCCAUAGCCUUAACAAUGCUGGAAGAGGCACCAAAAUCACCGGCAUAUCGCAAUUCAAACGAUACCUGCAUCGUUUUGGGUACUUACAAAACAACAACAUUAGUUUCAGUGAUGAAUUUGAUGCCGUCUUGGAAUCGGCUCUCUUUAGAUACCAACGAAACCUUGGACUCCAAGUAACCGGGAAGCUCGAUUCCAACACGGUUUCUCAAAUGAUCACACCAAGAUGCGGUGAUCCAGACACAAACACAACACCCCAUCAUCACAAUCACGUUCACAAAACGCGCUUAACGAAGAAUUUUGUGUUUUUCCCGGGAAAACCACGUUGGUCACGUUCCAUGCCAAUGACACUAACCUAUGCCUUCUCCCGUGAGAACAUGAUCCAUAGUUUGAGCAUGAAGGAGAUAAGAGAGGCAUUCCAACGUGCAUUCACAAGGUGGGCUUCGGUUAUUCCGGUUAGUUUCGUUGAGGUGAGUGACUUUGAACUCACGGACAUAAAAAUAGGGUUUUACAAUGGGGAGCAUGGCGAUGGUGAACCCUUUGAUGGGGUGCUUGGAGUGUUGGCUCACUCCUUCUCGCCGGAGAUCGGCCGGCUCCACCUCGACGCAGCCGAGACGUGGGCGGUGGACUUCCGGUCGACCACGUCAGAGGUGGCGGUGGACUUGGAGUCGGUGGCCACACAUGAGAUUGGACACUUGCUGGGGUUGUCUCAUAGUUCGGUGAAAGAGGCUGUUAUGUAUCCAAGUUUGAGGCCUAGAGAUAAGAGGGCUGAUUUGAACAUUGAUGACAUAAAAGGAGUGCAAUCUCUAUAUGGGUCAAACCCUAAUUUCAGAUCCGAGUGGUCACUAGAGUCUGAUAUGUCCGCAAAUCAAGGUUCUGCGUUUGUCGAACCUUUGAGGUUGAUUUCUAGUUUGAUAAUUAUAAUUUCCCUCAUUCAUAGUUUAUGUUCAUAUAUAAUCUGAACAUUUUUUUUUGUGGUUGUACUUCUUUUUAUCUUUUGUGCUUGUGAAGUAGAUCAGAAUAUUCAAUGAUGACGUUGGGUUGAGUAUGAAGA